AUGGUUCGUCGCAUACUGGGUGAAGCCGAGUUGAGCAAGAGACCCGUUGUGAGCGACAAGGAGUUAGGAUCUGAGGUAUCUAGGAUGCUUGUGGCAGGUUCUAAUAGUACGGCUGCGAUGUUGACGUAUGCCACCUGGGAGAUAAUACGAGAUCAACAUCUAAGGAGACGUAUUGAGGAGGAGGUAGCCUGUCUCCCAGAAGAAUUGACCGCGAAUUAUUUGGACCAUCCACCACUUCUCAAUAGUGUUCUAGAGGAGAAUCCGAGACUCUAUAACCUCGCAGCUACACUAGUGAAGAGACUUUUGCCCACAAGUGGUGUAUCUAUCUGGGAUCUCCCCGGUGGCAUAAUGGUCUGCACACCAAGAUGGCUCAUCUCGCGCCUUGAAGAAGUCUUUCCUAAUCCAAAUACGUUCGAUAGGACUAGAUUCACUAAUCCAUCCCCUGGACAGAACAGAGUGUUGAACGUGAAGGAUAUCACGGGUACGAUCACGUGA
Fusarium poae is the source of this 495-nucleotide messenger RNA. RefSeq lists its product as uncharacterized. The transcript is spliced from 2 exons. Gene Ontology annotation, molecular function: oxidoreductase activity, acting on paired donors, with incorporation or reduction of molecular oxygen; iron ion binding; monooxygenase activity. NCBI's taxonomy places the organism in Eukaryota, Fungi, Ascomycota, Sordariomycetes, Hypocreales, Nectriaceae. Bases 1 to 495 code for a protein of 164 amino acids. The record is from RefSeq and is a predicted model, not a curated record.